Messenger RNA from Saccostrea cuccullata (small rock oyster), 775 nucleotides. Its product is annotated as cytochrome c oxidase assembly protein COX11, mitochondrial-like. The record is from RefSeq and is a predicted model, not a curated record. Gene Ontology annotation, molecular function: copper ion binding. Lineage: Eukaryota; Metazoa; Mollusca; Bivalvia; Ostreida; Ostreidae. Gene Ontology annotation, cellular component: mitochondrial inner membrane. The transcript has 5 exons. The coding region runs from base 113 to 775 and encodes 220 amino acids.
CUUGACUUAGGCACCUUAUGUGCUGGGCAAGCGGCUUGCAUAAUAUCUGAUUUUGUAAUGGAUCUGUGACGUUUUCGACCAUUUAAUUAAUUUAGCUUAAUAUUCGUUAAGGAUGGUUCCAUUCAUAGGAAAUAUAUUAUUUAAAACAGUGGUGAACAACUCAACAAAAAACUCUCCCAGUUGCUGGAAAUGUUUGUCUAAAUUAUCUGGACCUUCCUACUUUCAUUCUGUGCCAAGGAAUUUUCAUCAUUCAAUUAGUAACUUCAGCAAAACGUUGAAUAAACCAAGACAAAAGCUUACUUUUUUAACAAACUGUGUAAGAUUUCAGUCAUCCAAGUCGGAUUCUGGUGCAGCAGAUAGAUUGCGUUAUUCUAUAGCAGUGGCCAUUGUUAUGACAGGAGCUACUAUUUUAUCUGUUCCCCUGUACAGAGUCUUCUGUCAGAAAACUGGCAGAGGAGGUAAGGCCGUCAAGCUGAGCAAUGAAAAAGUGGAGGCCAUGAAACCACAGGAUAAAGUGAUCACAGUUAAAUUUAAUGCUGACCGAUCCGCUCAGAUGCAGUGGCAGUUUAAACCUCAGCAAAAGGAGAUUCAGGUUAGAGUAGGAGAGACUGCCUUGGCAUUUUACACAGCCAAAAACCCCACAGACAAACCCAUCAUAGGGAUUUCUACCUAUACCAUAGUUCCCUGGCAAGCUGGAUACUACUUCAAUAAAAUACAGUGUUUUUGUUUUGAGGAGCAGAGGUUAGAACCAGGAGAAGAGGUAACAGUUUUAUAA